GCCCGAAGAUGCGUUCUCGUCAUUGCGCUGGGACCACAAGCAAGAAUGACGUCGUAUUCGAGUAUCUUGUUGGCAACUGUCGCCAUUUUCACGUUGCAGCUUGGGCUGGAAUUCGCCCAGGGGUCCGAUUAUCCAGAACUGAGAAGAGAUCUGCAAAGAUACCAGAAUCCCUCCAAUUGCUAUCCCCGUAAUGGCAAGUGGGUCAUGGUGAAGAGAAACUACCCCAUCGACCCAUACUACGGUGGAGACGCUAGGUGCGUGUUGUACGAGAGAAUUGGACCGUUCAGGAACUUCACCAUCCCAGCCAGAUUCUCAUGGAGCCAGGACGGAUCCGGACGCGGAUGUGGAUCAGUUGUCGGCAGUUAUGUUCUCUCUUCAACACCAGGAUACUGGGCAAGGAACUUGUACACCUUUUAUCCGAACAAUGGUCCCGCGGAGUGGCAGCAACAUGCGAUCUACAAAGAUUGCAGCACUUGCUUUAUCGGACGCUAUCGUUACGCUCUUAACGGAUAUGGAUGCGCUAUGUGGCGUCGUACGUCACACCUGCACAAGCGCGCCGACUACUGCGACUUUAUCUUCAACAUAUUCUGCGGUGGAGUUCCCAAGUACCAAGUGUUCGAGCCAUCGUGCAUUCGCCUCCUAGGAGGAGGCUAUGGAGGUGGCUUUGGAGGAGGUCUUGGAGGGGGUCUUGGAGGAGGCCUAGGAGGAAGUCUUGGAGGAAGUCUUGGAGGAGGGCUUGGAGGAGGCCUUGGAGGAGGGCUUGGAGGAGGGCUUGGAGGAGGCCUUGGAGGAGGGCUUGGAGGAGGGCUUGGAGGAGGCCUUGAUGGGGGCUCUGGAGGAGGCCUUGGAGGAGGGCUUGGAGGAGGGCUUGGAGGAGGGCUUGGAGGAGGCCUCGAUGGUGGCUCUGGAGGAGGGCUGGGUUCCAAGGGCGGGUACAUGAAGAAGUAACUCGUACCUGACAAGUAUUGCAUUCGCCAUAGCUAGAUCCUAUAACUGCUGUAGGACCCGCUUAAAUAAAAUUUGGGUCUUUCUAUCUAUCGAUCUAAUUCUGCGACUUUCUUAGCGCAGUGGUCAUGAUAUUUGUUAUUUGCUAAGCAAAAUAAACAUUUAAUUAAGCAAACCUGAA
Molecule: messenger RNA, 1126 nt
Organism: Dermacentor albipictus
Lineage: Eukaryota; Metazoa; Arthropoda; Arachnida; Ixodida; Ixodidae
Biological process (GO): symbiont-mediated perturbation of host defenses
Molecular function (GO): amine binding
Source: RefSeq, a predicted model, not a curated record